Messenger RNA from Acanthocheilonema viteae, 336 nucleotides. NCBI's taxonomy places the organism in Eukaryota, Metazoa, Nematoda, Chromadorea, Rhabditida, Onchocercidae. The record is from the annotation of a GenBank genome assembly.
AUGUUGAAUGGAUGUACAGUGACAGAAACUGAAUCAAGAUAUUUGGAUACCGUUUUAGAGAAAAAACGGCACAAAAGAACUGACGAAGUACCUUUGAUUCUACAUCUAACAUCGCAUGAAACCAAACGGCCACAUGUUACUUGGGCCGAGGGCACUAUCGAUAAUGAGCAUCUAGGCAGAAUGAAGAGCAAUUGUUGUUGCAUAUGGGUGAAACCACAUGUUUGGGAUGAUUCGACCACUUGGGAACAGGAUGAAUACGAAGUUGAACAUUGUCGCGGACAUACUCUAAUAGUGCCACCACAGCCAAAUAAAGAAAUUGACGGUCAACGAAUGUAA